AUGCAUGGGAAGGUGUAUCGAGGCUCCAUUUACGAUCGUGAAGUGACUAUCAAAACAUGGGAUUUCUUUUACCAAUGUAAGCCGUACUAUGUUGACCAUCCGUCUAGAUUCUGUAAUGAGCUUGAAAUGCUGACAGGUGAAAAGCCACAUCCAAGUUUGAUCAAGAUACGGGGUUUCUGUUUUAAACAUGUACUUGCACUUGUGUAUGAUGAAAAGCCAACUAGUAAAUUUUUGUCGGAUGAGCUUCAUUCUGCAGCUGAACACUUUGGAUGGAAUGGGAGAUUAAGGGUGGCAACUCAACUUGCAAGCCUCUUCCACUGGUUGCAUGAGAGGGAAUUUUUAUUUGGUUGCGUUGAUUCUUCCACCAUUAUGAUUGACGAGGACUUCAACAUAAAAGUGUUUGACUUUGGUUUCCUCACUCAUAUAAGUGAGGAAAUAAUUGACGGAAUUGAAGCUUAUUAUCCUCUUUGCUGGGACGAUGCUCCUGAAAUUGCUAGUGGUAUUCGCGAUUUUAAAAGUGAUGUGUACAAUUUUGGUCUUCUUCUUGUGGAGUUGAUUUUCCAAAGAGGGAAUGUAUCCAGGACCCGCAAUCGCAAGGAGCUCAUAGGUGGUCGUAUAAGAUCGAUCCUGGUUAAAUCACUCCUGCAAGUUGAUGAUGAGCAAGCUAGUUGCAUCACAGAAUACUAA
Molecule: messenger RNA, 687 nt
Organism: Lycium barbarum (goji berry)
Lineage: Eukaryota; Viridiplantae; Streptophyta; Magnoliopsida; Solanales; Solanaceae
Product: probable serine/threonine-protein kinase PBL4
Exons: 4
Coding region: 1-687 (228 amino acids)
Biological process (GO): protein phosphorylation
Molecular function (GO): protein kinase activity; ATP binding
Source: RefSeq, a predicted model, not a curated record